AUGUAACAAUAUAAAGUUAUUAACGAAUAACCGGUUCCUGAACAUCUCUUUUUUUGGAAAUACUCUGAUUAUAAGGCGAGAUCUCAGACUCCGAGUAGAUCUAAGUCUCCUUUAAGGAAAUAAAAAUAAUAACAAGUCAAAUCUACAUUGCAAAGGUUGGAGGAGGAAGAGUGGGCUGAGUGCACAUUUAAACCAUAACUCUUUUCGAAACGAUGUUUUCAAUAUAAUGAAGGUGAUUUCUUACAGCGAUGUCAAUAGUAUGAAGAGUAGAAAUAAGUAAAAUUGCAAAAAUUGCGGAUGUUUGAUGUGGAAAAUGAAUUGAAGGAAUGCACUUUUCAGCCGAAGAUCAGUUAGUAUGUUAGGAAUGCCAACACUAUUAAUUUGAAUGAGACUAAUAAGAAAUAGGUUCUUGACAAUUAUUUGGGAUAACCAAAACAAUCUUAUGCGAAAUAAAUGUACAAGUACUCAGAUGCUUUGAAUUUAUUGCAUAAAGAACUUCAUGGAUGA
Molecule: messenger RNA, 507 nt
Organism: Paramecium tetraurelia
Lineage: Eukaryota; Ciliophora; Oligohymenophorea; Peniculida; Parameciidae
Exons: 2
Source: RefSeq, a predicted model, not a curated record